AUGGCCUCUUCCCACUUAAUCGACGCUUCGCCGGCGAAGAAGUCCUCAAGGAGUGACGACGAUUCGCAGUGGUCGUCGGAGGAGGAGGACGAGAGCGGCGGAGAUUCGCCGAACGAACGGCGCAACUGGCUGGAACUGCCGAGGGAGUUCGUGUGCAAGUCGUGGUUCGAAAUCUGCAAGGAUCCUCUCGUGUGGCGCAAAGUCGACAUGCAUAACCUCGGCGAACUGGAUUCGAACUUGGACUUGGACAAGAUGUGCCGCAACGCCGUCGCCCGUAGUCGUGGCCGAGUGGUUGAUAUCAACAUUGAGUAUUUCGGAAAUGAUGAACUCCUCAAGUACAUCACUGAUAGAGCAAAGCAGAUCAAACGACUUCGACUUUCUUGCUGCUAUUAUGUUUCUGAUGAGGCAUUGAUUGAAGCCCUUGCAAAACUGCCGUUAUUGGUGGAGCUUGAUCUUACACUCUGCUUGUUCACAACUGAACCUAUCGAAGCUUCUGGGCGCACUUGCCCUCGAUUAAAAACAUUCAAAUUGAACUGGCAAGCUUUUAGGUUCGACCACAUAAAUCCUGAAGAGGAGGUGGAGUUUAGUGACGAAGCGAUUGCCAUUGGGAAAAACAUGCCCAGAUUGCGCCACCUUCAGCUUAUUGGAAAUGCAAUGAUUGACAUAGGCUUAAAAGCUAUUCUCGAUGGUUGUCCUCAUCUCGAAUCACUUGACCUGCGCCGAUGUCUUAAUAUUUGCUUGAAAGGAAAUGUGUGGAAAAGGUGUGUUGAGCAGGUUAAAUAUUUGUGGCUUCCUGAUGAUCCAACCAAAGACUAUGGGUUUAUUACUGGUCCUGAAGAUGAGCGUCGCUCUAGUUCAUCUGAGGAUUGCUUCCGAAGAGGCUCUGGUCUUGGUUUCCCCUUUGAUUUUGAUGAGGAUUAUGAUGAUGAUAAUGACGACGGCGGUGAUGAUUAUGACAAUGAUUACAAUGACGAUGACGACGACAAUGAUGAUGGUGGUGAUUGUUAUAAUUCUGGCUCGAUCGCAGGAUGGCUUGACACCCUUGUGGAUGACGAUUUUACCAGGCUUGACACCUUUGAGGAUGACGAUUUUACCAGGCCCGACUACUUCUAG
Molecule: messenger RNA, 1113 nt
Organism: Morus notabilis
Lineage: Eukaryota; Viridiplantae; Streptophyta; Magnoliopsida; Rosales; Moraceae
Product: F-box protein SKIP19
Exons: 3
Coding region: 1-1113 (370 amino acids)
Molecular function (GO): protein binding
Source: RefSeq, a predicted model, not a curated record